Molecule: messenger RNA, 1853 nt
Organism: Brassica rapa (field mustard)
Lineage: Eukaryota; Viridiplantae; Streptophyta; Magnoliopsida; Brassicales; Brassicaceae
Product: ribosomal L1 domain-containing protein 1
Molecular function (GO): RNA binding
Source: RefSeq, a predicted model, not a curated record
AUCAACGGCAUAGGGUCUUCACCUUCCGUCACAAGGUUCUUGUACUUAACCUUGUAGAAGGAGCCGCAGGGAAGCUUGGACAACACCUUGGCCUCGAAGUAAGACCCGAAGAAACCAACUUGUUUGCUGCAUACUUCAACUUUAUCUCCUUUCACGAACUUCUCUUCCAUUGUUAAAGAAUGUUUAUCACUGAUUUUGUGUUUUAUUUGUGAAGAUACAAGAAGAGGGGUAUGUGUGUAUUUAUAAAGAGUUUGUUUCCUUUUUUGUAAUUUCCUUUUUCGUUUCGAACUGCUUGUUGUUUCCUUUUCUUCUCUGUUUUUUUUUUGUUUCAUUUUCGUAAUUAAAUGGAAAUUAUAUGAUUAGGCAAUGAGGAUGCGUAUUAUUCUAUUGACAAUCUAAUGUACAUGAAACUCUAUUGAUAAUCUAAUGUACAUGAAAGUGACUGUAUAUUCACUGGUUAUCUUAUAUUUUACAAUUAAGGCAUAAUUGAUAAUUUUGGCAAAUAUUACUAAAAAGCAUGUGUAAUGAGAUUCUCAAUCUAAAUCCAAAUGUAAAUAUUUUAUAUUUUAAUUUAUGAAUCUCUCAAAAUCACAAGAAAACUACUUUAAAAUAUUUUUAUCUGAGUAUUCAAUAUCAUUAAUUCUAAUAUAUUUUAUUUUAUUACAUUUUGAGACAUUUUUUAGAUCCUGAAAAACGCCGUUAAAAAUAAAUUACAAAAGAAAAAGGAAACGGCAACGCUGAACGCUUCAUAAAACUCGUACAAUAACAGUCCUAAACCCUUUGUUUAGAUCUCAAAACCCUAAAAUCGCAAUUCUACCAGUCUUAUUCGCGCCGCCGCCUCUCCCUACUACUCUCACCGUAGAAUGAGCUCCCCCGCCGCUCCUCCACCGUUAUACCACUCGAAAAUCGACACAAAGAACGUCAACAGAGCCUUAAAGUCUCUACUAAAAUGGCGGGACUCCAAAUCCAACCCCCAGAACUCAUCAGAGCCCCUCGAUAACAACAACAACAACACCGACGGCGGCUUCGUCUACCUAGUCGUAACCCUAAAGAAGCCUCCCCAGAUCGACCGCACCAAUCCGAUAACGAUCCCUCUCCCUCACCCUCUAAUCGACUUAAUCGAAUCCCCUCCGGAGCUUUGCCUAAUCAUCGACGACAAGCACAAGAACAAAAUCACGAAGGAGACGGCUCUGAAGAAGAUCGAAGCGGAGAAGAUACCAAUCACGACCGUGAUCAAGGUCUCGAAGCUGAAGGCGGAGUUGAAGAAGCUGGAGGCGGAGGGAGGGAGGCGGCACGAACUCUUCUUCGCGGAGAGGAGGCUGAUGCCGAUCUUGCCGAAGCUUCUGGGGAAAGAGUUUGUUAAGAGGAAGAAGAGUCCGAUCGCGAUUAACUUGAGGAGCGGGAACUGGAAGGAGCAGGUUGAGAGAGUUUGCGAAUCGGCUUUGGUCUACGUGGGAACGGGGACGUGUAGCGUUGUGAAGGUGGCGAAGUUGUCUAUGGGGAGGAAGGAGAUUGCGGAGAAUGUUGUGGCGGUUAUGGAGGGGAUCGCUGGUUCGAUUCCUGGGAAGUGGAGGAAUGUUAAGUUGUUUCAUUUGAAGUUGCUUGAGAGCUUGGCUUUGCCUGUUUAUGAAUCGGUUUGAGAUGUGGUGAGCUCUUGAAUGUUUUGGUUGGUUACAAGUUUUUGGGUUAAUUUUAGUGGAGUUUUCUCUUAUAUGAUGUUGCUGAAAGUGUUUAGAUUAUGCCGAGAUUGAACUGAACAGAACCAUUACAAUGCAACAUGUGACUUGAAUGCAGAAAAAACACUUCCUUUUCAGGUAGACGUAACAAAUCACAUAGAAUGGCUUUAGAGAUUA